This is a messenger RNA of Merops nubicus (carmine bee-eater), 723 nucleotides long. RefSeq names its product lipoma-preferred partner homolog. Gene Ontology annotation, biological process: cell-cell adhesion. Lineage: Eukaryota; Metazoa; Chordata; Aves; Coraciiformes; Meropidae. Gene Ontology annotation, cellular component: focal adhesion; stress fiber. The annotation marks the transcript as partial. The record is from RefSeq and is a predicted model, not a curated record. The transcript is spliced from 5 exons.
AGUGGGUAUCCAAGCUCUGUACCCGCAUCAAGCACUCCUGCCUUCAGGCCUGAGGAUGAGCUGGAACAUCUGACCAAGAAAAUGCUGUAUGACAUGGAGAAUCCUCCUUCUGAUGACUACUUUGGCCGCUGUGCCCGCUGUGGGGAGAAUGUUGUUGGGGAAGGCACUGGCUGCACAGCCAUGGAUCAGGUCUUCCACGUGGAGUGCUUCACCUGCAUUAUGUGCAAGAACAAGCUGAGGGGACAGCCUUUCUAUGCAGUGGAGAAGAAAGCCUACUGUGAACCCUGCUAUAUUAACACACUGGAGCAGUGCAGCGUCUGCGCCAAGCCCAUCAUGGAGCGGAUCCUGCGGGCCACGGGCAAGGCCUACCACCCGCACUGCUUCACCUGCGUCAUGUGCCACCGCAGCCUGGACGGCAUCCCCUUCACCGUGGACGCCGGCGGCAACAUCCACUGCAUCGAGGAUUUCCACAAGAAAUUUGCACCGAGAUGUUCAGUGUGUAAGGAACCCAUCAUGCCAGCCCCAGGACAAGAGGAGACCGUGCGCAUUGUCGCUCUGGACCGUGACUUCCAUGUCCAGUGCUACCGAUGUGAGGACUGUGGUGGCCUCCUGUCUGAAGGGGACAAUCAGGGCUGUUAUCCUCUGGAUGGGCACAUCCUUUGCAAGACCUGCAACUCUGCUCGGAUCCAGGCUCUGACUGCCAAGGCCAGCACAGAUCUCUGA